Mercenaria mercenaria is the source of this 709-nucleotide messenger RNA. RefSeq lists its product as uncharacterized. Bases 10 to 354 code for a protein of 114 amino acids. The transcript is spliced from 2 exons. Lineage: Eukaryota; Metazoa; Mollusca; Bivalvia; Venerida; Veneridae. The record is from RefSeq and is a predicted model, not a curated record.
UUAGUCAAUAUGAAAACAUUUACUGCGCUAGUUGUCCUGUCCAUGGUAUGCCCCAUCUACGCUCAGUCUUACGGCAUGUCAAGUUAUGACCCAUACGGCAGCUAUAAUGGGAUCGGACUCCUCACUGGGUCAAGACUUGGGCGCUCGGGUGGACUAUCCAGGCUUCCACUUAUUGGAACUAGACGUUUAGCAAGAGGUCGUUUGAUAGUAGGAACUCGUGGGCUCUCCAGACUAGGUCUAGGGAGAAGGUAUAGACCAGUCAGCCAACGGUAUAUUGAUACAAGUGAAAGCUACAUCCCGAGGAGACGAAUUUAUUCAACUUCAUAUGCGAUGUUAAGAAAUCCGGGACAGUGAAGAAUUCUACGCCCCAUUUAAAGAAUAUUAUGUGCCAAAUAUGUUUUCAGAUGAACAUUGUUUUUUGUUUUUGUUGUUUAAUUUUUGUUCUGUUUUGUUUUGUUUCUCACAUCACUCACUUUGUCAAUUUUCAUACUAAGACAAACAGGAAACAAAUAAUAAAAAAAUGACUUGAUAAACAAUGAUGUUUUAUUUCUUUUUGUAAAAUGCUUCUUCGUUCUAAAGCGUGUAUGUAUGUUCUUCAAACCAACAGUUUUUGUUUGGUUUAAUGUCGCACAGGUUUACACAGGAAGACCCCUCUGUCUAUCAGUCACUAGUGGACACCUGCGUAGAACCAUCGACCUGGGUGGCUUCA